Messenger RNA from Aspergillus chevalieri, 825 nucleotides. RefSeq names its product mitochondrial 54S ribosomal protein bL27m (gene MRPL2). Bases 1 to 825 code for a protein of 274 amino acids. Gene Ontology annotation, molecular function: structural constituent of ribosome. Gene Ontology annotation, biological process: translation. NCBI's taxonomy places the organism in Eukaryota, Fungi, Ascomycota, Eurotiomycetes, Eurotiales, Aspergillaceae. The transcript has a single exon. Gene Ontology annotation, cellular component: mitochondrial large ribosomal subunit; ribosome. The record is from RefSeq and is a predicted model, not a curated record.
AUGUUUCAAUCACGACUACUCACACCCCUCCGGGCGAUGGAGAGGACAUUCGUGCCCUCCAUCCGAUCCGCCCCAGCCGGUCACCGUCUCCCAUCAACAUCCCUCCUCCCACGACCCGUCUCCGGGCCCACAUUAUCAUCCCCGACGCUCUCGAAACUCCUCCCCAUCUCUCAAGCCCGCCACGCCUCGCACGCCGCCCAGGGUGCUGCAAACAGACACUCGCGUGAUCCUGCAGGAAAGCGUCUCGGAGCAAAGCGCACAGGCGGCGAAUACGUUGUCCCGGGGUGCAUUAUCUACAAACAGCGCGGGACGAAAUGGUUCCCUGGCGAGAACUGCGCACUCGGCAGAGACCACACCAUCUACGCCACCGAGGCUGGGUAUGUCCGGUACUAUCUUGACCCCGAGCGGCAUCCGGACCGCAAGUACAUUGGUGUUUGCUUUGAGAAGGAGGGGAAGCUCCCGACGCCCUCGAAUGCUCCUAGCCGGCGCAAGUUGAACAGAGUUGCUGUUGCGCGUGUUCCUGAGACCCCAGAGCAGCAUCAGUCGGAUCUGAUGGUUGCUACCGGUCCUGAGGGUACGAUGGUUGCUGGUGUUGAGGCUGUGAAUGCCGAGUCGGGCCCGCAGCUGCGUCCUGGUUACAUGUACCGUGAGGCGAACUGGCAGAUUGGUCGUGCUGCUGAGAAGGCUGGUAUCACGGCGAAGCCAUACGACCGCAGGAACCGGUGGAUGGCAUGGAGGAAGAGGCAGGCUAAGGCCGAGCGGGCUGCCCAAAUGAAGAGUUUGAAGGGCAAGAAGGGCUCGAAGAAGGGCAAGGGUGGUCGCUGA